This is a messenger RNA of Acanthisitta chloris (rifleman), 579 nucleotides long. RefSeq names its product RNA-binding protein 4B-like. Gene Ontology annotation, molecular function: mRNA binding. The annotation marks the transcript as partial. The transcript has a single exon. NCBI's taxonomy places the organism in Eukaryota, Metazoa, Chordata, Aves, Passeriformes, Acanthisittidae. Gene Ontology annotation, cellular component: nuclear speck. Gene Ontology annotation, biological process: mRNA splicing, via spliceosome. The record is from RefSeq and is a predicted model, not a curated record.
AUCGGGAACCUGCCGCGGGAGGCGACGGAGCAGGAGAUCCGCUCCCUGUUCGAGCAGUACGGGAAGGUGCUGGAGUGCGACAUCAUCAAGAACUACGGCUUCGUGCACAUCGAGGACAGGACGGCGGCCGAGGACGCCAUCCGCAACCUGCACCACCACAAGCUGCACGGCGUCUGCAUCAACGUGGAGGCCAGCAAGACCAAGGGCAAGGCCUCCACCAAGCUGCACGUGGGCAACAUCAGCCCCACCUGCACCAACCUGGAGCUGCGCGCCAAGUUCGAGGAGUACGGCCCCGUCAUCGAGUGCGACAUCGUCAAGGACUACGCCUUCGUGCACAUGGAGCGCGCGGAGGACGCGGUGGAGGCCAUCCGCGGCCUGGACAACACCGAGUUCCAGGGUGAGGGGCAGGACUGGGGGGACAGGAUGGACAGAAGGACAGGGGAAGUCAUACAUGGCUUGGACAACACCGAGUUCCAGGGUGAGGGGCAGGACUGGGGGGACAGGAUGGACAGAAGGACAGGGGAAGUCAUCUAUGGCUUGGACAACACCGAGCUCCAGGGUGAGGGACAGGAGGGAUAG